Molecule: messenger RNA, 1159 nt
Organism: Parathielavia appendiculata
Lineage: Eukaryota; Fungi; Ascomycota; Sordariomycetes; Sordariales; Chaetomiaceae
Product: ARP2/3 complex 34 kDa subunit
Exons: 6
Coding region: 146-1102 (318 amino acids)
Biological process (GO): Arp2/3 complex-mediated actin nucleation; actin filament polymerization
Cellular component (GO): actin cytoskeleton; Arp2/3 protein complex
Molecular function (GO): structural constituent of cytoskeleton; actin filament binding
Source: RefSeq, a predicted model, not a curated record
CUCUCCUCCUCGAGUUGCGACCGGCUUGCGGCCCCACUAAUAAGCACAGCACAUCAAGGACAGCUGCCCGGAUACACAUCGCGACUCGACGAAUAACCUCACACACACACGAGCAAGCAAUUGAAUUCCGGGGUUCGCAGUCAAGAUGCUGCUUCUCGAUUACCAGAAUGUGUUGAUACAGUCGGUGCUCACGGAACGCUUCUCCGGAGCAACCCCCGUGUCCAUCGACCAGACGGUGUCCGACUUUGACGGCGUCAUCUUCCACAUCUCCACCCCCGAAGCGAAGACCAAGAUUAUGAUUUCUAUCCAAAUCCGCUGCUUCCAGGACUUGCUGCGCUAUGGCGCCGAGGAAGUCCUCAACCGCGAGUACGGGCCGUAUGUUGUGCCCCCAGAGCCGGGCUACGACUUCUCCAUUGUCGUCGACCUAGAGAACCUUCCUGCUGAAAAGGAGGCACGAGAUGAGCUGGUCAACAAAAUCGCCCUCCUCAAGCGCAACGUAAUGGCCGCCCCAUUUGAGCAAGCCUACCAGGAGCAUUACCAUCUCAAGGCAGAAGCCUCCAAGUUUACGUCAGAAGAGGCGCCCCAGGGCGUGCGCGAGGGUGGUGAGGUUAAGGCGAUCCAUUACCGAGAGGAGGAGGCCAUCUAUGUGAAGGCCAGCCACGACCGCGUCACAGUCAUCUUCAGUACUAUUUUCAGGGAAGAGACGGACCGCGUGUUUGGGAAGGUGUUCAUCCAAGAGUUUGUUGAUGCUCGCCGGCGCGCCAUUCAGAACGCGCCCCAGGUGCUGUUUCGCAACGAUCCGCCGCUGGAGCUGCAGGGCGUGCCGGGUGUGAAGAACACGGGCACCGGCGAGAUUGGUUAUGUUACUUUUGUUCUCUUCCCGCGACAUCUCACACCUCAGCGCAUGCCCGAUGUCAUCUCGCACAUCCAGACCUUCCGCGAUUACUUCCACUACCACAUCAAGGCCUCCAAGGCAUAUAUCCACUCCCGUAUGAGACGGCGGACGGCAGACUUCCUCCAAGUUCUCCGCAGAGCCAGACCAGACCAAGAAGAGAAGGAGCGCAAGACGGCAAGCGGGAGGACCUUCAAGGUCGGCAGCUGAGGCGACCGGCUACUUGUGCAGACCUGGAUUGAUGAUAGCCUGCGGAACAAUACAGCA